AUGGUCUAUACGGAUAAAUGUCCAGUUUUGAGCGAUAUUGAAUGGAGAGAUAACUGUCAAUUUCCAGUAAUCCGUAAAGGUGAAACUCCAUCUGAUUGGAUAAAACGAAUUUGGGAUCAGUUGACGAAUUAUAAGAAUAAUAAUCGUUUGACUGACGAUAAAAAGCGAUAUCUUAUUGCCAGAAAAAUGAAAUAUUUAUGGGAAGGCGAUCUUGGUCAUGCUGUAGGUGUAAGUAUAGCAAUAUGUUAUUCAUGUAACAAUCUCGUUUAUUCUAGAAUCGGAAGUGGUUAUGAGUGUGGCUACAACAUGCCGGCAAAAUUUAAUCAAGCAUAUUCAGAAUUAAUCCAGAAACUACCACCCUCACUAGUGCAUGAGACUUGGAAACGUCUUAUUUUCAGAAAGCGGGAUCCAAUACCAGAAGAAGAGGCUAGUGCUGUAAAUCCAUUAAUAGAAGCAUUUUUAAGACAUGAAUUAGAAUUACGACAUGCAGAAAAAGCACUUGCAUAUAUGAAACAAUAG
Molecule: messenger RNA, 519 nt
Organism: Entrophospora sp. SA101
Lineage: Eukaryota; Fungi; Glomeromycota; Glomeromycetes; Entrophosporales; Entrophosporaceae
Source: the annotation of a GenBank genome assembly